AUGGCGAACGUCUCUGGGCAAAACGAUUUGGCGCCGGCCGUGACCGAGUCCAUCUCCGAAUCCUCCCAGUCAUACGGCAAACCUGCUUCGCGAAACGGCCCCCCCGAGACGAUCAACGUCGACGGCAACAAGUCCUUGACCUGGACUGUCGAGAACCUCCUUCUGAAUGACGCGCCAUCAACUCACACGAUCCCUUUGUACAACGUCCUCUGGGCCGAACAGACGAACCAGACCCUCGUGAUCGACUAUGCCCAGCAGGUUACGAAGAACAGAGUCCAAGCCGCGACAUGGACCUUUGCCGUCGACGAAGCCGAUGGUCCCGACGUUCAGACAUGGGUCGACACGCUCAUGAUCAAGGCGUACGGGCCCGCGAAGCGAUCCAAGAGAGCCAAGGUCCUGGUCAACCCGCACGCCGGACCGGGAGGCGCCGAGAAGAAGUGGCGUGUCGACUGCGAGCCCCUAUUCAAGGCCGCGCGCAUGCCCAUGGAUGUCGAGCUGACGACCUACUCGGGCCAAGCACUCGAGAUUGCGCGGGGGAUCGACAUUGACGCGUUUGACACCAUCGUCACCUGUUCGGGCGACGGCUUGGCUCACGAGGUCUUUAAUGGCUUGGGCCAGCGUCCGGACGCGGCGCAGGCGCUCCAGAAGGUCGCCAUCUCGCAUAUUCCCUGCGGCUCGGGCAACGCCAUGAGCAUCAACCUCUACGGCUCGUACCGGCCAUCAAUCGCCGCCCUCGCCAUCAUCAAGGGCGUCGAGACACCGAUGGAUCUGAUCAGCAUCACGCAAGGGGACAGGCGGACGCUCAGUUUCUUGAGCCAGGCGCUUGGUGUCGUGGCCGAGAGCGACCUAGCCACCGAGCACUUGCGGUGGAUGGGCGGCGCGCGUUUCACCUGGGGGUUCCUCGUAAGGAUCUUUGAGAAAAAGUGCUAUCCAUGUGAUCUUGCCGUCAAGGUGGAAAUCGAGGAUAAGCACGCCGUCAAGGAGCACUACAGGCAGUACACGCACAGGCCGUCAUCAACGAGCCUGGACACUGCCGAGGCCCCGAGGGCGCAGAACGCCGAUGCCGUCCCGAUCCGGGAUGCCGAGCCGCAUGGCCUGCCGCCAUUGAGAUUUGGCACCGUCAACGACGACCUACCCGAGGGCUGGGAACUGAUACCCCACUACAAGUUGGGCAACUUUUACUGUGGGAAUAUGGCGUUCAUGGCCCCCGACGCCAACUUUUUCGCCGCCGCACUUGUUAACGACGGGCUCAUGGAUGUCGUCUGCAUCGACGGCGACAUGUCUGUCCCCGCCCAGCUGAGCAUGCUCCUGUCGGUCGAGAGCGGAAAGUUCUUUGACAACUCUCUGGUUUCGUACCGCAAGAUCUCGGCUUACCGGAUCAUCCCGCGGAACCAAAAAGACGGCUACAUCAGCAUCGACGGAGAAAAGGUGCCGUUCGAGCCCUUCCAGGCAGAGGUCCAUCCGGGUCUGGCGAGAGUCAUCUCGAAGAAUGGCAAGUACGAGGCGCCUGGUCCCACGGGCUGGCAGAAUGGCAGGGUUGGGGCCUAG
This is a messenger RNA of Colletotrichum higginsianum IMI 349063, 1548 nucleotides long. Its product is annotated as Diacylglycerol kinase catalytic domain-containing protein. Gene Ontology annotation, biological process: sphingosine biosynthetic process. The coding region runs from base 1 to 1548 and encodes 515 amino acids. Gene Ontology annotation, cellular component: intracellular membrane-bounded organelle; cytoplasm; membrane. The transcript is spliced from 3 exons. The record is from RefSeq and is a predicted model, not a curated record. Lineage: Eukaryota; Fungi; Ascomycota; Sordariomycetes; Glomerellales; Glomerellaceae.